Closterium sp. NIES-65 is the source of this 604-nucleotide messenger RNA. The record is from the annotation of a GenBank genome assembly. NCBI's taxonomy places the organism in Eukaryota, Viridiplantae, Streptophyta, Zygnematophyceae, Desmidiales, Closteriaceae.
GGUUCCCCCUGUCUUCCCUUCCCUCUUCUUCCAUCUUCCCCAUCCCACCAUCCGCACCUUCCCCACCAUCCCCAUCAGUUUGUUUUGUGUUGGAUGCAGACGAGCAACCCAACCGUGCAUGAACGAUUGCUCACAGACUCCCCUGUCUUCCCUCUCUUCCAUCUUCCCUCUGCUACCCAUCCAUCGCCCCCAUCAUCACCCCCACCGCCCCCAUCAGUUUGUGUUAGAUGCGGACGAGCUACCCAACGUGCCGGUGUACGGGGAACAGAUCAAGCAGUUCAUGGACUAUGUGCCUAAAGUCAGAGAGGACGAGAUAGCGGGGCCAGCAGCAGAGCGCUUCCUGGCGCCAGUGGUGCUGCCCAACAAGAUCAACCGCCUCUACAUCAAGUUUGGAGCCCCCAUCCGCACCGCCGGCAUGCGGGAUGUGUUGACAGACCAGCAGGCAGCAGCAGCGCUGUACGCACAUGUGAAGGGGGAAGUGAAAGCAGGGAUAGAGUACCUGCUGAGAAAGAGAGAGGAGGACCCAUAUGCCGACCUUGGGGCGAGAUUGUUGUACGAAGCCACGUGGGGGGGCGAGAGGCAAGCACCCACUUUCAAGCCCUGA